This is a messenger RNA of Sinocyclocheilus grahami, 629 nucleotides long. Its product is annotated as DNA repair-scaffolding protein-like. The record is from RefSeq and is a predicted model, not a curated record. Gene Ontology annotation, cellular component: nuclear chromosome; nucleoplasm. The coding region runs from base 1 to 594 and encodes 197 amino acids. NCBI's taxonomy places the organism in Eukaryota, Metazoa, Chordata, Actinopteri, Cypriniformes, Cyprinidae. Gene Ontology annotation, biological process: double-strand break repair via homologous recombination; regulation of establishment of protein localization to chromosome. The transcript has 5 exons.
AUGCCUCAGGAGGUUUCCUACAUUAAUCUUCAUGUUGUUAUUUCUCAGAGCCAUGACUGUAGAACGUUCCAUGACAUUAAACUACUGCUCCUUUUUCGUAAACCAGCUCAGAUACUCUGCUGGGAACAGACAGUGAUCCAACUGGAACCAGAGGACCCAUCCUUCUCCAUUCCGCUGCCCAUAAUACUAGAACACCUGGAUCCAGAAACCCUCCCAUACUCUCUCUGCACUGUCACAGGUGUGGUUGUAGCAGUGGAUGAAAGCACAGCGUUCUCCUGGCCCACUUGCAGCCGCUGCGAGAGCUGCCGUUUAGCGACUCGAGAACAACAAAAAGGAUUCGUCUGUUUAGCAUGUGGAGCAGUGAUGGAUGAACCCAUCGUAAAGAUGCAGCUGGAGGUGUUUCUGAGCUGCUCCUCACUGAGCCACUGUACCAUUAAAAUCAAGGGUUACAGUGUGGAAAAUGUUCUUGGGUCGGAGAUCGGUCCUCUCAGCGUCUUCGUCCACGUCGUCAACAGAAGUCACACUGUUUGGAUGGGUUUGGAGGAGUUUGACCUCCACUGUCUAGCACACUUAUCUGCUCAUUUUAUUGUUUAAAUAGAAUAAUUAGUCAACACUGGUCUUGCCUUAUU